GCUCCGCCUGCUCUGCCCCGGAGCUCGCUCGGUCGCCAUGUGGGCGACUGCCCCCCGGCUGUUGGGGGUAUCCCCGGGGCUCCGGGCGCUGCUCGGUGGGCGCCAGGCGGGGCGUCUUCCCGGCGGCGCCCGAGGCCUGCAUGGCUCGCCGGUCCCCUGCGGCAAGAACCUGCUCAAGAAAUUUGCCUCGAAAACCAAAAAGAAGUUUUGGUAUGAAGGGCCUUCCCUGGGCUCCCACCUGACUUACAAGCCGUCCCAGCUGGAGUUCCUGACAAAGAGCACCUCGAAGAAAACCAGGAAGGAAGACCACGUGCGCCUGAGGGCCCUGAACGGCCUCCUCUACAAAGCGCUCAGCGAUCUGCUGUGCACCCCAGAAGUGAGCCAACAGGUGUACGACCUGAACGUGGAGCUGUCCAAGGUGUCUCUGACCGCAGACUUCUCUGCCUGCCGCGUGUACUGGAGGACGCCGCUCCCUGCCGAGCAGAACGCGCAUGCCCAGGCCACGCUGCAGAGGCACGCGGCGCAGAUGAGGCAUCUUUUGAUGUCCCAGCAGACUCUGAGGAACAUGCCACCGAUAGUGUUUGUCCAGGACAAAGGCCACGCAGCUCUAGCCGAGGUGGAGCGGUUACUGGCAGCCGCUGAUCUGGGACCGGCAGAUGAAGACCUUGGACGCGGGGACCUCAGGGACCUCGAGGCCCCAGAGGCCCCCUCACCGUAUGACACCCCGGGGCCUGCCGUGCCCUCCAGUCUGUGCGGGAUUGACCACGAGGCUCUCCACAAGCAGAUCGCGGAGUACAAGAGGAGGAAGGAGAAAGGGCGCGAGGGCGAGAGUGAGAGCCCGGCGUGCCCGGGGCUCGAGACGGCGGCUGAGCUGCGAAGGGCAGUGAAAAGGCGGAAGAAGGCCAGGCCCCGCAGGGUCGAGGAGCUCUCCCCCAAGAACUACCCGUGGGAGCUGGCGGGUGGAGACGACCUGGAGGAUGGCAGGACCCUUCCCGAGGAGCUGGCCCUGGGAUGCGAAUGGGAGUGCGGACAAGCAGAGCCGGACACAAAGGCAGAGCGAGGCGGGGGCAGGAGGACCGAGGCGGCUGUCGCGGAUCACGGCGGGCGUGGGUUGUGAGGCUUCCGCGCUCAGCCCCAUCGGAAUUCUGCUCUGGGAAGCACCGUCAGCUCUAGUGUGUUCGCAGGAAAGCCUCUGGUGACUGGCACGGAGGUGCCCACCUUGUCUCUCUCCGCCCUGUGGCUGCUGCCCCUGUGCAAGGUGAGACAGGUGAUGAGAAGCUGGAUCCUCAUCACCUGCAGGUUUGCCUCCUCGCUGGAGUCCCGGUGACCCCUAGUCACGCUCACUCUGGGACGCACCCACAGAGGUGGGGAUUCAGAAUCCCGGGGCGCACGCAUCUCCACGGAGGCUCGGGCAUUCCUGUCCUGCUGUAAAUGGCUGCUUUUCACAGUUGGUUUCAUGCCGCGUUGUCCACAUAUUUGUCUUUUUUCAAUCCUCACCUGAGAAUAUGUCUGUCCAUCUUAGAGACAGGAAGGAGAAAACCUCGGUGUGGGAGAGAAACACACCAGACCAGGGAUUGAACCCACAACGCAGGGGUGUGUCCUGACCAGGAGCACAGAUGUUCCCAGUGUAUAUGAAAGCAAUUUGGUUUCCGUCUGUCUUUAAAAAACAAACUUUCAGUGGCUGAAGGCAGAGCAGAAAAAUUUUAGCCUGCAAUAUUUCAUUUAUCUCUGGAUAAUGCUAAGUUCUAUGGAAGGAAUGCCCCAUGACCCCAUUUUUAUAAGGCUCACUCACGCAUAGUGCUUCUCAGCAUGGAGCACGAGAAAGUCACAUUUGGCUUUUAAGAGAAAGCUGUUUUGGGAAGAACUGGUGCAGAACUCCCAAUAAAUACGUGUCCAGUAAA
Phyllostomus hastatus (greater spear-nosed bat) is the source of this 1901-nucleotide messenger RNA. RefSeq names its product ribosome binding factor A (gene RBFA). NCBI's taxonomy places the organism in Eukaryota, Metazoa, Chordata, Mammalia, Chiroptera, Phyllostomidae. Bases 38 to 1117 code for a protein of 359 amino acids. The record is from RefSeq and is a predicted model, not a curated record. The transcript has 7 exons. Gene Ontology annotation, biological process: rRNA processing.